Heteronotia binoei (common prickly gecko) is the source of this 4077-nucleotide messenger RNA. It is a transcript of the gene GLS, whose product is annotated as glutaminase. Bases 163 to 1638 code for a protein of 491 amino acids. Gene Ontology annotation, biological process: L-glutamine catabolic process. The transcript has 17 exons. The record is from RefSeq and is a predicted model, not a curated record. NCBI's taxonomy places the organism in Eukaryota, Metazoa, Chordata, Lepidosauria, Squamata, Gekkonidae. Gene Ontology annotation, molecular function: protein binding; glutaminase activity.
UUGUUUCUUUUUAGUAAGACGAAGCAAGGCCUUUUGCCCAGCUUGGAGGACUUGCUGUUCUACACCAUUGCAGAAGGGCAAGAGAAAAUACCAGUUCAUAAGUUCAUUACGGCUCUUAAAUCUACGGGUUUGCGUACCUCUGAUCCAAGGCUGAAGGAAUGUAUGGAUAUGCUAAGACUGACUCUGCAGACAACCUCCGAUGGUGUCAUGCUAGAUAAAGAUCUCUUUAAAAAGUGCGUUCAAAGCAAUAUCGUCUUGCUUACUCAGGCUUUCCGGCGGAAGUUUGUGAUUCCUGAUUACGUUUCCUUUACCUCUCAUAUUGAUGAACUAUAUGAGAGUGCUAAAAAGCAAUCUGGAGGAAAGGUCGCCGACUAUAUUCCCCAACUGGCGAAGUUCAGCCCCGAUUUGUGGGGAGUGUCUGUUUGCACAGUGGACGGACAGAGGCAUUCUAUCGGAGAUACCAAAGUCCCGUUUUGUCUCCAGUCCUGCGUGAAGCCUCUGAAGUAUGCGAUCGCUGUUAAUGACCUUGGCACCGAAUACGUGCACAGAUAUGUCGGCAAAGAACCGAGUGGUCUGCGAUUCAAUAAAUUGUUCCUCAACGAAGACGACAAACCUCACAAUCCUAUGGUGAACGCUGGAGCGAUUGUGGUUACCUCCUUGAUCAAGCAAGGAGCAAAUAAUGCAGAGAAAUUUGACUAUGUGAUGCAGUUCAUGAAUAAGAUGGCUGGAAAUGAAUAUGUCGGGUUCAGUAAUGCCACGUUCCAGUCUGAAAGAGAGAGCGGAGACCGAAACUUUGCUAUAGGCUAUUACCUAAAAGAGAAGAAGUGUUUUCCAGAAGGCACAGAUAUGGUUGGCAUCCUAGACUUCUACUUCCAGCUGUGCUCCAUCGAAGUGACCUGUGAGUCGGCCAGCGUGAUGGCAGCGACCCUGGCGAACGGCGGGUUCUGCCCCAUCACCGGGGAGAGGGUCCUGAGUCCCGAAGCCGUUCGGAACACCCUCAGCUUGAUGCAUUCCUGCGGCAUGUACGAUUUCUCUGGACAGUUUGCCUUCCACGUCGGUCUUCCUGCAAAAUCAGGGGUUGCCGGCGGCAUCCUCUUGGUGGUUCCUAACGUGAUGGGAAUGAUGUGCUGGUCUCCGCCUCUGGACAAGAUGGGCAAUAGUGUUAAAGGGAUACACUUCUGUCAUGAACUGGUUUCCCUGUGCAAUUUCCACAAUUACGACAACCUGCGGCACUUUGCGAAGAAGCUCGAUCCUCGGCGAGAAGGGGGUGAUCAGCGGGUGAAAUCUGUCAUAAAUCUCUUGUUUGCUGCCUACACGGGUGACGUAUCAGCACUGCGAAGGUUUGCCUUGUCGGGCAUGGAUAUGGAGCAGAGGGACUACGACUCCCGGACAGCGUUACAUGUAGCGGCCGCAGAAGGUCACGUUGAGGUAGUUAAAUUUCUGCUGGAGGCCUGCAAAGUAAAUCCUUUCCCCAAAGACAGAUGGAACAACACUCCCAUGGAUGAAGCUUUGCACUUUGGACACCACGACUUGUUUAAAAUUCUUCAGGAGUAUCAGGUCCAGUACACCCCGCCAGAAGACUCCAGCAACAGCAAGGAAGAUCAAACUGUACAGAAAAACCUAGACGGCUUACUAUAAUAACCCUUCUUCACCUAGAUCCAAGAACCGAGUCGUGUAUCUUUAAUUGUGGAGAAUUGAUUAUGGAGAGCGUGUGUGUUUCUAUUGGUUAGUGAUGUAUAUUUUACAGAAGUAUCUCUUCGUUUCAGUGUUACUGGAGCUUUUCUUCGUUUACGCACACAGGGACAAAUCUCGUUCUCUGACUUGGGGGGGUGGAAUUAACAAAAAUCCCCCUUCAAGAUCCUCCCUCGAUAAUGUGAGCAAUAUUACCUCCUGCCACAUAUAACCAAGAGAGAAGUAACUGUCGUUUGUUCUGUGCACUACUUAUUUUAUUUUUUUGUUGUUGAGUGAAACUUUACUCCGUGGUCAAGAACUCCCCCGCGUUGCUUGCUUUAAAAAAAAAAAAAAUGAAUGAAGCGCUGUUUAGAGUGUGCUUGUGGACUAGUGUGCGAGCAGCCGUGUGGUCUUGCUAGAUUUCGAGAGUCGAUGCGGACAUGUUUUGUCUGCGCAUGUUGAGCACUUAACAUUGCUCCCCCCCCCCACUACCUUUUCGCGCUACCUCGUGGCAUCAUGUGAUUUCUCCCCUCCCAAACUAUGAACUAGUAGUUUGUGUUCUAGGUUUACCUUUUCUUUGAAAAGCACUGCAUCAGGGAAUCUGUUCAAAGGUUUGCUUGACCAAAAAACAUAGAAUAUAAUUUGAUCAUCUCACGUUAGGCUUGUAGACAGUGUUUUGUUUCAAGCCCCUUUGCCUUUCUAGUCGCACAGGUUUGUGUGCAUUUCUCUUUUCACGAGCUUUCCCCCGUUGCUGGUAACUUUUCCUUUCAGCUUUGCUUCUUUCUUUUCUUAUGCUUCCAUGUCAGAUCUCAGCCAAUCCGCACUGCUUCCUUUUGUGAACAGUGGAAAGCUAAUGUAAACCCCCCUGAUAUCCUUAAUAAUUUGUAUCAAGCUACUGUGGGGGUUAAAGAUCGUGGUGUGACUUGACAACAGCAGAAGCCAAGGCUGUUGCUGUGAAAGCGGUUGAACGGUAUUCUGUGAACGGUGGAAGAUCCGGGCCAAAGACCAAUCUUGCUUCUGCGUCAAACCCGCUACGCAUACAGCUUGUGCAGUGGAUCCGAGUCCUACAAGAUCAAGGCUACAGUGAUAUCCUUUGGCCAUCAUGAUGUCACUGUCAGUAUUUCGCAUGCCAUCCUCCAAUCUGUGGAAGGAAGGGGCUACACUAAAACCUUAAAUUGAAACUAUUGUUGCUGCUGCAGUGACCCUUGCUUUGGGAAGCAGGCUAGAGGAAGAUGUCCUCAGCCGCCUUCUUCGUUGCUCAUGAUAAAAACGAGGAAGGGGAGACUAGUUUUGGCUUGUGCUAAAGUCAAGGAGAGCGUGGAGGUGAAGCUCUUGAGUAGGCCCUAGACCGAAGUACUUUGUUGAACUAGCAUAUCCAAACCCAGACUCGUCUGUCCUGGCCCGUGAAAAUUUGGGCCGACCGUUAUUUCCCCCCCCCCCCCCCCCCGGCCAAAUCAACCCUUGGCACCCACCUUCUUUUAACCAAAUUGAGAAUGGAACAUAUGCAGGUCAUGAGCCCCUGGCAACACUGCUCGGACCUAUAAAGCCUGCAGGUCCAGAGGGGGUGAAGCCAGCUACCAACACGAUUUAAUCCUGCACCUUAUUCGCUAACAUUUCAGUGUUCUGUAUUUCCCAUAAUCCCUCCUUUAUCUCCUCAGCUGGUAACGUUACAAAGUAGAUUGUGUGUGUGAAUAUAUAUAUAUAGACACGCCUAUAUGCAAAUAAAGCCAUUUUAUGUAUUUUGUUUCUCCCGCUGGAGCUACUUCAACAUCACCCUAAUUCCGCAAAGUUUGCUUUCAUUCCAUUUUACUGUACAAUGAAGUUACGUUUUGUAAAGCUUUAGUAUUCCUUGGUUGCGAGUUUUUUAAUAAUGUACAUUUAUUUAUGCACCAUUCCUCAGUUUCAGCUGCUCAUGGUUGUUUGGUUAAGGUUUUUUUUUUGGUUUUGGUUGAGCGUUGAUAUUGUUUUGCUCCAAAGAACCCCCCACUAUUUAAAGUAUCCGCAUUUAUUACAGCAACUAGGAGCGAUGAAGCUAACUUCAUGCUUCACGCGCAACUAUUACAAUGGAUUUAGAAUCACCCAUUCCAUCUUUUCUGUGGAUAAAUGUGUCAUUAUUGGGCCGAUGUCCUUUUUUUUUUAGCUGAACAGCUGGACUAUCGACAGAUGUUUUUAGUGACCCCAAUUGUGAUCGAUUUGGCUUGAUCUUUGACAAGACUCUUUUAUCGUAGAGAAUUUAAACCGUGAUGAAUGUAUUUGCUUCUGACAAGUUUCCCAUGACUGAAUAGACUUUGACAAUACUUGAGCUGUAGCUGUUCUGGAAAAUAAGAGGUUAUUUUCAGGACUACAAAUGAGAUGGUGUUGCUUUUUACAACAUAAUAAACAGGAAUACAAAAAAACAAAACAAAA